Messenger RNA from Betta splendens (Siamese fighting fish), 3187 nucleotides. RefSeq names its product oviduct-specific glycoprotein-like. The record is from RefSeq and is a predicted model, not a curated record. The transcript is spliced from 13 exons. The coding region runs from base 108 to 3011 and encodes 967 amino acids. Lineage: Eukaryota; Metazoa; Chordata; Actinopteri; Anabantiformes; Osphronemidae. Gene Ontology annotation, cellular component: extracellular region. Gene Ontology annotation, biological process: carbohydrate metabolic process; chitin catabolic process. Gene Ontology annotation, molecular function: chitinase activity; chitin binding.
AAGCUACACCCACUUACCCUUUUAACUUAAAGAGUCUGACACCCAGCAGGUGUCCUGUAGUAAGAGAAGAUAUUGUUUCGGCUUCUUCCACUUCGUUUAUAGCCAACAUGAACAGGCUAAUUCUAACAGCAGGUCUCUGUUUGAUGAUCAUCAGCUUGGCCUCUUCUUCCAUGCUGAUGUGUAACUUUGACCGCUCAGCGGAAACCAGAGCCGCACAAGGCCAGUUUAGGAUUUCAGACAUUGAUCCAAAUCUGUGCACCCACAUUAUCUACACAUCCGCUGACAUCAGCUCUACGAAUGAACUGGUUCCCUUCAACGCUUCUGACUUAAUAGACUACAUAUCCGUCAAUGAUCUUAAAAACAGAAAUCCACAGCUCAAAACCCUGUUAUCAGUUGGUGGAGUGACGUUUAACAUACAAAAGUUUAGUAAGAUGGCGUCAACACAAACAACCAGAUCCACGUUUAUCCAGUCUGCUGUCUUACUACUGAGAACCUUUGGGUUUGAUGGGAUCGACGUGGACUGGAGGUUCCCUGGACCAGGUGGCAAACAGGCAUUCACAAUGUUGUGCAAGGAACUUCUUGCUGCCUUUGUGAAUGAGGGGACCCAAACAAACCGCCAAAGACUAAUUCUCACCGCUAGCGUCUCUGCUGUGAAAGCAGUCAUCAGUGCCAGUUAUGAAGUACCACAGAUUGCCACGUCCCUUGAUUACCUACUCGUGCUGACAUUUGACUUUCACGGCCCCUGGGAAAAUGUCACAGGGCAUCACAGCCCCCUAUAUCAGGGAUCACAAGACACUGGAAACAACAUCUACCUUAACACUGAUUACGCCAUGCGGUUCUGGCAGGACCAGGGGGCACCUGCACAAAAGCUCAUCAUGGGGUUAGCAGCAUAUGGACGAGCCUUUACACUCGCCUCCUCAGCCACAGGUGUUGGAGCACCUGCUAACGGUCCGGGUGAAGAAGGCUGCUACACUGGUGAAAACGGAUUCUGGGCCUAUUAUGAGACCUGUCUAUAUAUUCAAGGGGGUCAAAUGGAGUGGAUCCCUGAACAGAAAGUCCCCUACGAUGUCACAGAGGGUCAGUGGGUUGGAUUUGACAACCAAAUGAGUCUUGCGAUUAAGGUCAGUUACAUUAAAGCAAACAACUUUGGUGGAGCCUUCGUCUGGUCUCUGGACCUGGACGACUUCAGAGGGGAGUUCUGUAACCAGGGGAUUAACCCUUUCAUCGGUUUCCUGAGUUCUCAACUGAUUUCAGACUUCAACACCACAACAAUGCCCUUAAACCUAACUCUACCCACUUCCACAACUCCCACCACCUCUAAUCUUACUACCAUUACUCCCGCUACCACAACCACAACUCCUACUACCGAUACUCCUACUCCCACUACCACAACUCCUACCGCCACUAAUCCCACUACCACAACUCCGACCACCACUACUCCUACUACCACAACUCCUACCGCCACUACAGCUCCUACCACCACCACUACUCCUACUACCACUAAUCCCACUACCACAACCACAACUCCUACUACCACAACUCCGACCACCACUCCUCCUACUACCACAACUCCUACCGCCACUACAGCUCCUACCACCACAACUCCUACCGCCACCACAGCUCCUACUACCACUAAUCCCACUACCACCACUACCACAACCACAACUUCUACCACUACUACUCCCACUACCACAACUCCGACCACCACUACUCCUACUACCACAACUCCCACUACAACAACCAUUACCACAACUCCUACCACCACUACUCCCACUACCACAACUCCUACUACCACUACCCCUACUACCACAACUCCCACGACAACAACCAGGACCACAACGCCGACCACCACGACGCCCACGACCACAACACCACAACCCGACGACCACAACGCCGACGACCACAACCACGACACCCACGACCACGACGCCCACGACCACAACGCCGCCGACCACAACGCCCACGACAACAACCACCACAACGCCGACCACCACGACCCCACGACCACAACGCGACGACCAGACCCCGACGACCACAACGCCCACGACAACAACCAGGACCACAACGCCGACCACCACGACGCCCACGACCACAACGCCGACGACCACGACCCCGAGACCAACGCCGACGACCCACGACCACAACGCCGACGACCACAACGCCGACGGGACAACAACCACGACACCCACGACCACGACGCCCACGACCACAACGCAGCCGACCACAAAACGCCACGACAACAACAGGACCACAACGCCGACCACCACGACGCCCACGACCACAACGCACGACCACGACCCAGACACACAACGCCGACGACCACGACCACAACGCCGACGACCACAAACGCCGAAACCACAACCACGACACCAGACCAGACGCCCACGACCACAACUCGACUACCAGACCCCUACGACCACAAAGCCGACGACCACGACCACAACCGACACACGACGCCCACGACCACAACGCGACUACCACGACCCCGACUCACAACGCCGACGACCACUACCACAACUCCGACCACCACUACUCCUACUACCACAACUCCUACUACCACUACCCCUACUACCACAACUCCUACCACCACUACUCCCACUACCACAACUCCUACUACCACUACCCCUACUACCACAACUCCUACUACCACUACCACAACUCCUACUACCACUACUCCUACUACCACUACCACUACACCUACCACCACUACUCCCAGUACCACAACUCCUACUACCACAACUCCUACCACCACUACUCCCACUACCACAACUCCUACCACCACUACCACUCUUCCUACUACCACUACCACUACCACAACCACAACCACUACCACUACUACAACUACAUCUCUUGGAUAUGAUCCCAAUUUCUGUAGUUCACUGGGUUAUGGAUAUUAUACAAACCCCAGUAACCCACAUACGUAUUACCAGUGUGACGCUGGUCGGACCUUUUUGCAGAACUGCCCAUCAGGCUUGUCUUUCCGAACAUAUUGCACUUGUUGUGAUAUUUAACGUGUGGUCAGGGUAGGCAGGGGAGGCGGGGCCUCACCUCACCUGACAAUACCAUAACGUGACUAAAGAAAACGUAAAAUAAUAAUUAUUUCUGUCCAGUGAUCUGUGUUAUACGUGUUAUGAAAUAUAAUUUUUUCCUAUAAUUUCAAUUAUCUUAACAUUAGUUAGCAUUAUAG